Messenger RNA from Eruca vesicaria subsp. sativa (arugula), 1474 nucleotides. The record is from the annotation of a GenBank genome assembly. Lineage: Eukaryota; Viridiplantae; Streptophyta; Magnoliopsida; Brassicales; Brassicaceae.
AUGGGAAAAGGCCAAUUAGUUUGGUCCGUGACGGCUUUCGCUUUCCUAUUCUUGUCUCUGGCAUCACAAGUCCAUUGUAGGAGCCAUGUCAAUGGGAUUCGUCGCUUAAGCGCUGUAAACCAAACAGAGCUGAAGGAGAAAGAUCUAAUCGAAAGCUUCCCCGGACAACCUCCCGUUAGUUUCAAGCAAUACGGUGGUUAUGUGCCCGUAAACGAAGCAGCCGGACGGUUUUUUUACUAUUAUUUUGUAGAAGCCAACAAAUCCAGCGACACUGCUCCUCUCGUGCUCUGGCUCAACGGAGGACCGGGAUGCUCAUCUCUAGGAGGAGGGGGGCUGCAGGAGCAAGGACCCUUCCGAGUACACAGCGACGGCAAAAGUCUUUUUCUCAAUCCUUAUGCAUUUAAUAACGAGGCGAACAUGUUGUACUUAGAAUCUCCAGCAGGAGUAGGAUUCUCGUACGCGAAUACUCCAGAGAAUAUUUUUGACUCAAACGACAAAAAGACAGCAGAGGAUAACUACAUGUUCUUGUUGAACUGGCUCGAAAGGUUUCCAGAGUAUAAAACAAAAGAGUUUUACAUCGCGGGUCAGAGUUACGCCGGCCACUAUGGUCCCCAACUUGCUCAGAUCAUCCUUCAGCGUAACAAGCAAACCUUCAUCAACCUACGAGGCCUUUUGCUUGGUAAUCCAUCUCUUGACCGCAAGGUUGAGACAGAUAGUGAGAACCCAUACAUGGUGUCUCAUGCUAUUAUUCCACAAAAAUUCAUAGACGACACCCUUACUUGCGGAGAAGGACCUCAAUGUUCCGAUGCGUUGUGGAAUUUAGAUGUUCAAAAGGACCAUGUGGACUUGUACAACAUACUCGCUCCAAAAUGCAGUAACGAGACGUUGACUAGUGAACCCAACAAAGACGCCACUGUAAUGGUGUAUGAACCAUGCAGUGAAAGCUACGUGAGGGCUUAUCUUAACAAUGAAACGGUUCAGAAAGCGUUACAUGUCAAUCCCACGACACUAACAGACGGGUGGCAGUUUUGCAACCAUACCAUAUCAGACCAGUGGAACGAAAAGGAUAGGUACCGCACAUUGGUUCCUGUCCUCCACGAGAUAAUGGGUCAGGGCAUUCGAAUCGUGGUGUACAGUGGAGACUUGGACUUGGCGGUACCGGUGACCGGUACGAUUCAAGUGAUCAAGAAUAUGAAUCUAACGGUUGAGAAGGUAUGGCAUCGGUGGUUUUCUGGAGGAGACUUGGGAGGGUUCACAGAACAAUAUAAAGGAAAUUUUACGUUUGCAACUGUGAGAGGAGCAGGCCAUCAUGCUGCUAUCGACCAGCCUCUACGUGCUCUUACUAUUUUUAGUAGCUUUAUUCGUAACACUCCUCUCCCUAUUGGCAAUUUCAAAGAUGUGUCAAUUAUAAAACUCAACUAGAAUUUCACCCGCACCACGCGGAUGUUUGAUUUAACUUAUAUUCAACGUAAAC